AUGUGUAGGGGAGAUAUAUUCUCCCCCAGCCGCCUCUCCCCCUCCAUCCCCGGCCCGGCCGUGCCUCCCCUCCCUCCCCCCGCGCGUCUGCUCCGGCCGGGUUCAGCAGAGCGGGCUGUGGGCAGCCCCUCGGCGGAGCUCGGACAGGCGGACGUUCGUACGGACAGACAGACGCGCAGACACACGCACACCGCGCUGCGAGCGGGUGCAAGCCCGGAGGCGAUCCUGGAGAACAACCUUUCCCUGUCGCUGCUGCCGGCUCCCGCAGGGCUGGACCCGGGGAGCUGCGUCGCGGAGCAAACUUCCCCCAAAGGGCUGAGCUCGCCGGCCUGGUGCCUGCAGCCGGAGCCGGCCUCCGGCUUGGCGGGCAGGGGCCAGGUGUCCUGGAACAAGUGCGGCCCGGGGGGAGACUGGCUGCCCGGCGGCCGGCAGAAGGUCUGCGAGCAGAUGGGCUCCGACGUGCGAGACCUGAACGCGCUGCUGCCCUCCGUGCCCUCCCUGCCGGGCAACAGCAACUGCACCAUGCCCGUGAGCAGCGCGGCGCAGUGGGCGCCCGUGCUGGACUUUCCCCCGGGGGCCUCCUACGGCUCGCUGGGGCCGCACUCCUUCAUCAAGCAGGAGCCGAGCUGGAACGGGUCGGACCCGCACGAGGAGCAGUACCUGAGCGCCUUCACCGUCCACUUCUCCGGCCAGUUCACGGGCACGGCCGGCGCCUGCCGCUACGGGCCCUUCGGCGCCCCGCCGCCCAGCCAGCCGCCCUCGGGCCAGGCUCGGAUGUUCCCCAACGGGCCCUACCUGCCCAACUGCUUGGAGAGCCAGCAAGCCAUCCGCAACCAGGGUUACAGCACCGUGGCCUUUGACGGCACCCCCAGCUACGGGCACACGCCGUCCCACCCCGCCGCCCAGUUCACCAACCAUUCCUUCAAACACGAGGACCCCAUCAGCCAGCAGCCCUCCCUAGGGGACCAGCAGUACUCGGUGCCUCCGCCGGUGUACGGCUGUCACACGCCGACCGACAGCUGCACGGGCAGCCAGGCGCUGCUCCUCCGGACGCCCUACAACAGCGACAACUUGUACCAGAUGACCUCACAGCUUGAAUGCAUGACAUGGAACCAAAUGAACCUGGGAUCCACACUGAAAGGACACACAGCGGGAUACGAAAAUGAGAACCACAGUGCUCCCAUGUUGUACAGCUGUGGGGCUCAGUACAGAAUACACACCCAUGGGGUCUUCAGAGGCAUACAGGACGUGCGGCGCGUGCCCGGCGUGGCUCCCACCAUCGUGCGCUCGGCCAGCGAGACCAACGAGAAGCGUCCCUUCAUGUGUGCCUACCCUGGCUGCAACAAGAGAUACUUCAAGCUGUCCCACUUGCAGAUGCACAGCAGAAAGCACACUGGUGAGAAACCCUACCAGUGUGAUUUCAAAGACUGUGAACGAAGAUUUUCUCGUUCAGAUCAACUCAAAAGGCACCAAAGACGACACACAGGUGAAAAGCCUUUCAGUUGCCGGUGGCCCAGCUGUCAAAAAAAAUUUGCCAGGUCUGAUGAAUUAGUUCGUCACCACAACAUGCACCAGAGGAACAUGACUAAACUGCAGUUGGCCCUUUAGACAGUUCAAACAAGUGACAAAACCAGAUGGGACAUUAUAAGCUACUGCAAACGUUCUCAGCCAUCCUCGAUCACCUCUGUCAGAGAGCUGCAGCUGCCUUCGCAUCCUAUCUGACACAAGUUAACUAAAACGUAGGAUUCUGCUCAGCCUGCCCUUCCUUUUGGAGCUGCACCAGUUCCUAGCCAAUAAGUCCAAGAGAUUUUUACUUGUGGUUUUGUACAGAAGUAGGCAAGACCUCCACAGUUUCAAGAUUACUAUAAACUGUGCUCAGCUUUCAUGUCCGUCUCCAGCUCUUUUGUGUUGUUUUCACUUGAACUUUUCCAGGUACAAAUUGCUGUACCUUUUUAAUUCCUGCAGUGGGUAGGAUGAUUCCUCCCUGUUGAAGGUCUGCUCUACACUUACAUCACCCCUGCAUAUGCUGAGGCUCCUGAAUGCUAGUACAGCUUUCCUCACAAGAUGAAGGAACAGUCACCUGAGACACUUCUGGUAACCCUUUUAGAGUUGGAAGCUCUGCUUUUGAAAUUUCACUAGUCAAACCUUUUUUUUAAGGUUGUCUUUCUAGAGCAGCUAAAGUCAGAUGAACCAGAGCCUCUCUGUACAAAAAAAAUAAGAAUCUUACCAUUAAGUUAACUUGGAUUUUAAAGAAUUGCAUAACUGAACCCUUAAACCUGUUUUGUUUGUCAAUUAGCUCUCUCUUUCUCUCUCUCUCUUUUUAAUGUAUUGGUUUAAAUUUAUUCUAUCACGAGAUGCAUAGAUCUCCUUUACACAAAACUAAUUUCAAUCAUUGUAGACAUUUGGGAUUUGUUUACAAUGUAAAGCCACACUGGUUAUGUGGCUAGCAAGCUGUAUAAACUUAAAACUGAACUUCUAAUGGGGCUGGUCCAGGAUCUCCAUUAACAGAUUUCUCUUAAGAUAAGUAACUUAAAAAGACUCUUUGUCAAGUAUAUGUGAAAAAGACAUUAUUAGUGUAAGGAAAUAUAUUAUUUCAGGGUUUUGGAGGAGGGGUUUAUUAUUUACUUUUAAUUGCUUGAAAUUGUGUGUAUAUAUAUAUAUCUGAUAAUGUAUUGCUCUUAGACAUCUCCAACUAGAAAAUGUAUAAAUAUUAGAAGCAUCACUGUUCUGAUGUUGUUGCUGUUACGAACUAUUGAUAACACUAAGAAUGUAACCUGCAUUUUUCACUGAGCUUUCAAUUAAAGCCCAUUCAAAGAGAAACAAA
This is a messenger RNA of Melospiza melodia melodia, 2824 nucleotides long. RefSeq names its product WT1 transcription factor (gene WT1). Gene Ontology annotation, cellular component: nucleus. NCBI's taxonomy places the organism in Eukaryota, Metazoa, Chordata, Aves, Passeriformes, Passerellidae. The transcript has 9 exons. The record is from RefSeq and is a predicted model, not a curated record. Gene Ontology annotation, biological process: negative regulation of cell population proliferation; regulation of transcription by RNA polymerase II; negative regulation of apoptotic process. The coding region runs from base 1 to 1608 and encodes 535 amino acids. Gene Ontology annotation, molecular function: RNA polymerase II cis-regulatory region sequence-specific DNA binding; DNA-binding transcription factor activity, RNA polymerase II-specific.